AUGAUAUUGCUUAUCUUCAACCAUCCGCAGAAGCUGCAAGCACCUAGAAAAAAAAACGUGCUCUACCAAAGAAUCGCGAACCAUGAUUUCACAAGUUUGGUAGGCGCGAGACUCGGCAACCCGCGAACCAUUAUGCAAUAUGCAAUAUACAAUUAUGCAUCCUGUCAGACCCUCCUCCCACUACGAGAAGACGAAGAUCUUUGCAGUUGCAAAUCUCACGUCUCAUACCACAGGACAUCUACUGAGUCAGAGACAGUGUCUCCCAGCCCCAUUCUCACCGUUUCAACAAACAGCCAUAUUGGGAAAGCAGGGGCAGAAUGUCAAACACGUAAAAUAACGCGCACGGCACCGGAAAUAUCGCAUGAAUCCGAAACCCAAAGCGAGGAAACUUAUCUGCAGCUCAAAUGUCUUAUCAACAUCCCAGAUGUGUACAGUACAGUACAGUACCAUGCGAGCCGCAGAAUUGCACAGGAUAUCGGGCUCCACAACAUCAUCCUACAUAAGAUCGUGCGCCGUGCCAUGGGGUACAUGGCCAAAACCUCUCAACCUACAGUACAGUACGGUGGGUAUGGGGAAACAAGACAGUCAGGAUCAGAUCAGAACGGACGCAAUAACAUCGAUGACUACUAUCAUGAUGAUAUGGAAUUUUAUGAUUGUUGUCUUGUUGUUGGUCCCCUCAAUCUCCACACGCCAUGUCCUUUCCAAGAAAAGAAACACUUUUCCCAACCGAUAAGAAAGCUAAUUGAUAUGGGUGGUCUCGAUCAUCAUCAAAAGGGAGGGGACUGUCGACCUGCAUCUUCACAUGCGAUUGAUAUUAUAGAGAGGAUUUACGGUAUAGAUUCUCCUCACCUAUACCUUGCAAUCGCAUUAUUCGAAGCUCAUAUCAUCAUGGUUGCAGUCCGGAGUCGGGCAUCGUCCUGUCUGUCUGACGAGAGAUUGAUUGCUUCAUUGUCACACAACCUCCUGCACUCCGCAUUCUUCACAUUUCUAAGGUUCGAGGCGAGAACACGAAUGUUGCAGAUAGAUGUCGUGCUCGCGCCUCAUUUUGUGAAGUCCUUGGCUACCAUUGCCGCCGCCGCCGUGACAUUCAGAAUCGUCUCACGUUUAUCAAAUUCGUCAUUUGAUCCCGACAGUUGCAUCUGUCUACAACCAAUGAUUGAUCUCCACUUGCUCAUCUCACAGACUCACACCUUGUUAGACGCGUUGUUGAGUCGUGGCAAAGCGGAUAGGACGGACGCCAACAAGGAUUCCCGUUCAUCAGACCCUUGCCUUGAUCAUGAGAGAUUGUACUGUAUACAGUAUCAAAAUCCGCGAAGGAUUACUCGGAAUGCAGACGUAUCACGAUAUUUUAGGCAGAUCCAUGUUGGAGAAUGCAACCAGACUGAGGGUAUGCUCGGCAUAAACGAGCGGUCGGCGAUCAAUGACAGCAAACCAAGCAACAAUUUCCUUGGAAAAGAGCCCGAUUGCCACUGCGUAGACGCGCCGCAGUCCUGGCAGACCAAACGCGAGCUCAUGCUUGAGCUGCAGGGAUUCUUGCGCCAUGGAUAUCUAAAAUGCCGGCUUCGGGACCUUGAAGGUUGUAAGUGUAUAGCAUUGUCUCCUAUGCAGGAGGUUGAUGGAAAAGGGCAUCAUGUCCUGGAUCCACUCCCAGAGCUGAUGUCCUUGUGUGGUCUGGAGCGCAUAUACAAAUUUCGUGGGGUCGGCAGGAUUGCGGGUCUUCAUGGAGACUUCGGCCCAUCAAACUUGACCGAUUCAGACCGAGACCAGGUCAUUUCUCCCGGAGCUGUUGAUCAAUACGGCUUUGUCAACAGUACAGAGCACACGAUGAUGCAGCAGGAUCAGAGCGGCUAUGGCUGGUCCCUCUCCGCAAAAGUAGGGCAGCUUGACGUCCUUCCAUGCAUAUUGAAUUGUUGGAUGGGAGUGCGGGCAAACAAGGAGGCUGAUCAUGGGCUGGCCCUGCGAUUAGCAUAUGCUCCUUCACUUAAGCGACAGGCAUAUUGGGGAUCAGAAAGUGCUGAUGCCUCAACGCAGGGUCUCGAGCCGCCGACGGGCAGCCGCAGAGAGACCGUCGAAGGCAGAGAUGAACGUACCCCAGGACCGAGGAGAUACGUACCUUUCCAGACACAACGACUUUUGAUGAGAGGCUGGGCGUUGGGCAGAUGCUUUGCAACGCAACACAUGAUGAGGUCGACGUGGUGGAGGCGGCGGACAUUGAGGUGGCGUCUGCAAGACACAAGUCCAGACUUCGACCCACGGCGAAGGAAGGCGAAGGGCGACGGCAAGAAGUCCUUGACCUUUGUCAGCCGUCGUACUGUACAAGCCGAUGUGAGGUUGCUUGUUGGCUUGGACCUGCUGAAUUCCUUGGCUGCGAGCUCUGACACGUGA
Molecule: messenger RNA, 2385 nt
Organism: Pseudocercospora fijiensis CIRAD86
Lineage: Eukaryota; Fungi; Ascomycota; Dothideomycetes; Mycosphaerellales; Mycosphaerellaceae
Exons: 21
Coding region: 1-2385 (794 amino acids)
Source: RefSeq, a predicted model, not a curated record